AUUUGUUUGUGUGGAUGGACAGUUUACGUGUGCGCUGCUCUGUGUGUGGGGUAACGCUGAGACCUACGGCCGGUUGGUUAUUUUUGGGUUAGUGACAGCGUGUCAAUGGCCGCAGAUGCAUCGGAAAGGAAGGCUCUGAGGUACAAGCAAACUCUGCUCUAUGGGGAGUACCAGGAGCACCAGGGAGGCUCAGGACGACGCGAGGCCACCCGGCUCCUGACAGAGAGGCAGAUCAAGAAACAUGGAGGUCACGGACUCAGCCGUAAACAUGGGUCGGGUCGACGGAGUCUUGGGCAGAAUGGGAGCCGCUACAGCCGCUACAGGAGCCGCAGGCAGUCCAACAUGGAGGGGCCCCCAUCCGAGGAGCAGCCCGAACCAGAGCUCCCCUCCUCCUUGAAGAAACAACGCUCCAUCUCCAAAUGUCCAGACUGCGUUUGCCGGGUGCAGCGUUUCCUGGUGACGCGGCUCGGAGAGGACUGGAUCUUCCUGGUUCUUCUGGGAAUCACUAUGGCCCUGGUGAGCUGGUCCAUGGACUACGCCAGUGCCAAGAGCCUGCAAGCCUAUAAUUGGAUCUAUGGAGAGCUGAAAGGACACAUCGUUCUGCAGUAUGUGGCUUGGGUCUCGUAUCCUCUACUCUUUAUCCUGUUCUCCUCCCUCUUCUGUCAUCUCGUCUCUCCUCAAGCCAUCGGGUCUGGUAUCCCAGAGCUGAAGACCAUCCUCAGAGGAGUGGUGCUUAAGGAAUAUCUCACACUAAAGGCUUUUGUGGCCAAAGUUAUUGGUCUUACGAUGGCUCUGGGCAGCGGUAUGCCUGUGGGAAAAGAGGGCCCAUUUGUGCACAUUGCCAGCAUCUGUGCUGCUGUCCUUAGUCGCUUCAUGUCAUUCUUCUCGGGAGUUUACCAGAACCCGUACUGUUACACGGACAUCCUGACUGUGGGCUGUGCUGUGGGAGUGGGUUGCUGCUUCGGGACGCCACUUGGAGGCGUGCUGUUCAGUAUUGAGGUGACGUCCACAUAUUUUGCAGUCAGAAACUACUGGAGAGGAUACUUUGCUGCUACUUUCAGUGCAUUCAUCUUUAGAGUCUUAUCAGUCUUCAAUAAAGAUGCAGUGACGAUUACUGCUCUGUUCAGGACAAACUUUCGGAUGGAUUUCCCUUUCGACCUCCAGGAGCUGCCUGCCUUUGCCAUAAUUGGGAUUUUCUGUGGAUUCCUGGGGGCUUUCUUUGUGUAUCUAAACAGACAAGUUGUUCUGUUCAUGAGACGACCCAACGCCAUGACGCGCUUCCUGACCAAACAUCGUCUGCUGUUCCCAGCUGUGGUCACUCUGGUCAUCGCCUCCCUGACCUUCCCUCCUGGUUUUGGGCAGUUCAUGGCAGGAGAGCUUAUGCCCAGGCAGUGCAUCAACUCCCUGUUUGACAACUACACAUGGUCGAAGCUGUCACGCUCUUCUCCUCCCUCUGCUCUGGACCUGUCUAGAGCCUGGUUACACCCUGACGUCAGCGUUUUCAUCAUCCUGCUCCUGUUUUUCAUUAUGAAGUUCUGGAUGUCUGCAGUGGCCACCACCAUGCCCAUUCCCUCAGGAGCCUUCAUGCCUGUCUUUAUACUCGGGGCUGCGUUUGGGCGCCUGGUGGGAGAGAUCAUGGCCUCUCUGUUUCCUCACGGCAUUGUGUUUGAUGGGAUACUGUACCGGAUCAUCCCUGGAGGGUACGCAGUCAUUGGAGCAGCAGCUAUGACCGGAGCCGUGACGCACACCGUCUCCACUGCGGUGAUCUGCUUCGAGCUGACAGGACAGAUCUCCCACAUCCUGCCCAUGAUGGUAGCAGUGAUCUUGGCCAACAUGGUGGCUCAGGGCCUGCAGCCGUCCCUCUACGACUCCAUCAUCCAGGUCAAGAAGCUGCCCUACCUGCCCGAGCUUGGCUUUGGACAUAUUAGCCAGUACAAUAUCUUUGUGGAAGACAUCAUGGUGAGAAAAGUGAAGUUUAUCUCCUCUCAUUCGACAUACAGAGAGGUCAAACAUCUGCUGGACUCCACCUCUCUGAAAACAAUACCUCUGGUCGACUCAAAAGAUUCUAUGAUUCUUCUGGGCAGCAUCGAUAGAGUGGAGCUUUUGGCGCUCUGUGAUUGGUGGCUGUCCCCAGAGAGGCGGCUGCUAAUGCAAGGCGACUGUUUGCAGGAGCAGAGCCAGGGCCAAAGACACAACUGGGAGACUCUGGCCUUUGUCGAUGAAGAAGAGGAGGAUAAAGAGAAGGACAUUCUAGAGGAGAGAAAUGGGCCCCUACCUCCAGCGAAACCUCCAGAUCCAUCAGACCACAGACCGAGCACCACAGACACGGGCCCUCUGCAGUCGAUGAGGAGUGCGCUGAGCAGUGUCUUUGCCUCUAGACCCAAACAGACCGAGGGCCAGUCCCAGGAGCCAAGUCCUCCUCCUCUGGCCGACACCAUGACUCCAGAAGAGAUAAAAGCGUGGGAAGAGGCCGAGAUGGACAAGCCCAUGGAAAUCGAUGAGAUUCGAGUGGACCCUUCACCUUUCCAGCUCGUGGAGCGGACGUCGCUGCACAAGACCCACACUCUGUUCUCUCUGCUGGGACUAAGCAACGCCUACGUCACCAGUAUCGGCAAACUAGUGGGAGUGGUCGCUCUGAAAGAGCUUCAGAAGGCCAUCGAAGGCUCCACUCGCUCUGGCGUGCGCCUCCGUCCUCCUCUGGCCAGUUUCAGGGACGUGAGCCACAAAUCUGCCCCCAAAUCCCACCCGGGCUCCACCUCUUCUUCUGGCCCCAACUCCCCCUCCUCCAACACUGCCACUACCACCUUCCCCUGUCCCCCUGUGCCCCCACAACCCCCACUAUCAACCCCCUCUCCUCCGGACCACCAACCCCACAGCUCUGAGAACGAAGCAGAGGUGUGGAUAGAAAGAGAGUCUAUAGUAGCAGACUAUAGUAGAAGUAGAAGUAAUAGUAGUAGUAGCGAUAGUAGUACACCGCCCUCUCCUCCACUUGUCCGUCCUCCACCACUCUUCAUCCCCUCCUCCGCCUCCUCCUCCCCGCCCUCGCCUAUGCCCCGGUCACUGCAGAGACUGUUUGUGAGAGAGGAGGGAGAUAGCGACGACGAAACAACACAAGUCUGACUCCAAUAUGUGAUGUCUCCUGUUUUUUAUAGUUAUUUUAUAUUUAUUAUAAACAUGUUUUUGUUUCUUAUUGUGGGACAAAAGACAUAUCAAGUUUGUCUAAAUGAAAAUUACAAUAUAUAUAUAAUAUAGGUUGAGAGGAUUUACUUAAAGCUGCACUGUAAAAUAAAAUAUUAAAAUUAAAUUUUAUAUGAAAUUUCCAAAUCUUAUACAGUAUUAUAGGUGUAAAGUGGAGUUAAUUGUCUUGGAGAAAUGCUGCGUUUUCUCUAAAUGCACUGAAAAGGCUUUAGUGCUUCAAGUCCAGCCUGAUUUUUAAAAAGUAAUUUUAUCCUGGCUGCUUUUAAAUUGAGAAAUAUAUAACAAAAAACUAUGUAUUUAGGAAAAUGAUUUUGUAAUUCAAUAGAUAAUGAUAUUCUUAUUCCAAAUCUUACCCUCAAAUCUCCAAAGCCAUGACAAAGACUGAAAUCUUUUGAGCUUUGAACAAUUUUCAUUCAUCAAGAAGCAAAAGCUCAUGACAUAAGCCACAAGAUCAUUAUGUUCCAUGUGAUACACACACAUUAUUCAUGUAUAUAUUUUUACUUUCCCCAUCUCAUGUCUCACAUUAGGCCGGUAGAGUAAUUAUGAAACUACCUAAACUUAUUUUAAAAUUCUAUCCUUGUUUUACUAGCGGAUCCAGGGUUGGGGGUGUCUUGAAAAUGUGUUGGGGUUUUUUGUUAGCUUUCUCAGGUGCCACCUUAAAAGUCUUUAAACCUUUAGUAUUUCUAUGUUCUUGCUCCAGUUUAGAUACUUAUCAAUGCAUUUUGAAAUGUAUUGUUAUCAAACUGUGAACUAUGCAGCUAAAUAAAGUUAUUUUGUCUG
Molecule: messenger RNA, 3978 nt
Organism: Periophthalmus magnuspinnatus
Lineage: Eukaryota; Metazoa; Chordata; Actinopteri; Gobiiformes; Gobiidae
Product: chloride channel protein 1-like
Exons: 24
Coding region: 106-3120 (1004 amino acids)
Biological process (GO): chloride transport; transmembrane transport
Cellular component (GO): membrane
Molecular function (GO): voltage-gated chloride channel activity
Source: RefSeq, a predicted model, not a curated record